AUGGCUUCUACUACCUCCCCAGUGUGGACAAAGGCACUGGUCCUGUGCAGAUAUGGAGGCGUAUCCCUCCGACCCAAUUCUACCCUCGGCCUGAGUGAUAGCCGUUCUGGCCGGGGGCAGGGGGUUCACAAUCAUGGUCUUCAAUUCUUGACCUUUCCGCCGUUGUUGUUCAUGGUUCUUCUGCCCUUGACAUUGCUGGAGACAGCGGUUGCCCAAGUGAUUGAAACAGAAGCUGGCACCCGACGCCUAGGCGAGUGCGGGACAUGUUUGGCACUUGUUGGUGAUGAUGAUUGGCGCGCGCUGGAUGGGGUUGUUGCUUUGGUCCGGAUGGGGAGCGAUGGCUUCGUUGUGGUGGGUAUGAGUGGCUUCAUCCUGGUGGGAGGCGAUGAUGUUGUUGUCAUUACCCUCGAGGCUCAUGCUACCGGUGGUAUUGGUUGCGGUGUCGUUGGAAAGCCAGACUUUGUCGUAAUUUUGCUCCCAAACUUCAACGUUGCCAUCUUUGUCCCAGAUAUCAGGCCAUCAGGGUAG
Messenger RNA from Neurospora tetraspora, 528 nucleotides. RefSeq lists its product as uncharacterized. The transcript is spliced from 3 exons. Lineage: Eukaryota; Fungi; Ascomycota; Sordariomycetes; Sordariales; Sordariaceae. Bases 1 to 528 code for a protein of 175 amino acids. The record is from RefSeq and is a predicted model, not a curated record.